Molecule: messenger RNA, 3905 nt
Organism: Liolophura sinensis
Lineage: Eukaryota; Metazoa; Mollusca; Polyplacophora; Chitonida; Chitonidae
Product: rab GTPase-activating protein 1-like
Exons: 21
Coding region: 183-3281 (1032 amino acids)
Biological process (GO): regulation of GTPase activity
Molecular function (GO): small GTPase binding; GTPase activator activity
Source: RefSeq, a predicted model, not a curated record
CGGUACACAUGUGAAUAUGUUUAUUAUGUUACGAAUGAAGAAAUGUAACAUUAUUAUGUCUGUCUGAGUUUCAAGGAGCCUUUGAUCGUUCCAUCGCAUCUAAAGUAGAUUUUUAUUAAAUGCGCUGACCAUCGACAUCUGUUCAAAGAACACCAGGGUGAUGAAGUCAUCCAGAUACUGAAAUGGAAGAUGCACUCAGCCGAAGCUCCAUUGAUUCAUCAUCUACGGGGGAAGAUUUUGUUAUGAUAAAUGGAGAGCCAAAAUUGAGAAUCACGGGUGAUAUAAAUGACAUUGGUGUAGAAAUCAGUGAUGAAAGCCCUAGUGACCUUGUAAAGAGCAGUACAAGUUCGGUCGACAUGUCUGCCUCCGAGCUAACAGAGAAACCUAGUCAUGUGAUUAGCUCCAGCCAAUCAGCCGAUGUUUUGACAAUGGCUGUUAAGAACAGUGGCGCUGAUGGCUCAAACAGAGGACGUUCUACGUCUCUGCCAACCUCUCCAGGGGACGAGUUUACGUUGUUUGAUGGAGUUACUUACGUUGGUUGUGCCACCGUGAAUGCUCCGAGGAGUGAGAAGGAGAUAUAUCGUAACAUGGCAGUGUUGAAUGAACAGUCACAAAUGUCCAUUCCUGUUACUUUGUCAAUCCCUAAUACAUCAGCGGGAAUAGUCAGGUUGAUAGACCCAGGAACGCAGACGGACAUAUCAACGUACAAGAUUCACCGCAUUUUACUUUGCGUCCGCGGACCAGUUGAGAGCGAGGAAAAGCGCUGCUUUGCGUUCACCUGUAGCCAUGGUGAAACAGCAGACACCACCAUCUUUCAGUGCCAUGUCUUCCGAUGUGAUUUGGCAGAAGCAGUGGGGAAGAUACUGUAUUGUUUUGGGACAACAUUCCGGCGUAAGCUGCGCUCUGUGCAGGAACUGCAGCCCCCCCAGACGCCCCAGGACUCUGAGCAGUCCAACGUCUUUACCGUCAUGAUGGAGUUCAAGGAGGAUGAUGGGAAGGGGAACUUCACCACCUGCCCCAAAGACAAGAACGUGUUCAAGUUCAGGUGUAACUUUGAUAAGAAGAUUAUGAUCACAGUCCAGCAGUCCGGACCUCAGGAGCUGCUUAUUGAAAGAUGUUUUGGUCUGCUGGUAUCACCAGGGAGGAAUGUUAAAGAUGGAGACAUGCAACUCAUAGAAAUGGAAUCCAUGGGCGUAGGAAGUGACGGGAAGUCUUAUGUGAUCUCGGGCCACUGGGACCCAACAGAACCAAGCUUUGCUGUUCUUAACGCAGAAACACCCAAAGACACGCGUGUGUUUAUGACAGUGGCUAUUGACUUGGUGUUGAAUGGGAUACAGGAGCCUGUGAGGUUUGCCAUCGAGACCAAGGCUAAGAUCUACCCCCAGACAGAGAGGUUCUGGUACUUCACCAAGAAACCUCACUACGAGAUUUUCCAUGUUACACUCAAGCAGAUUGAGAGUAGCCGUGUGGGAGAGCAGGAGUUUGAGGUGAUGAAUGUACAGAGUCAGACCGACAUAGACAAGAGGAAGAAACUCACACUGAACAUCCCCUCAGCCAAAACAUUACCUGAGGAAAUUCAGACACCUGUGGAUAUGGAGGACCCAGAAUCAGAUGGCGAUGAACCUCUGUUGAGUGGGUCUGGCUCAGUUAGUAAAGAGGUUACAGACGACAACCUGCUGGAGGCAUGGCGAGAUGUGCUGACCCGCUGGCACCAGAACCUCGCCCAGCGCCCCAAACAGGUCACAGGCCUCUGCAGGAAGGGUAUUCCCGAGGCUCUGCGAGGAGAGGUUUGGCAGCUCCUCACUAACUGUGCUAACAACACAGAACUGAUGGAUGCCUAUAGAGUCCUUAUUGGCAAGGAAUCUCCAAAUGAGCAGACAAUAUCUCGUGACAUCAACAGAACAUUCCCGGCACAUGAUUUUUUCAAGGACACUGGUGGUGUGGGGCAAGAGUCAUUGUACAAGAUCAGUAAGGCCUACUCUGUUUAUGAUGAGGAAAUAGGCUACUGUCAGGGGUUGUCCUUCCUAGCUGCUGCCCUACUGCUACAUAUGCCAGAGGAGCAGGCGUUUUCAGUGCUUGUAAAGAUCAUGUUUGAUUAUGGUCUGAGGGAUCUCUUCAAGUCUGACUUUGAGGAGCUACAUUUGAAGUUUUACCAGCUAGAGAGGUUGAUGCAGGACCACCUGCCUGACUUGUUUGAACACUUUGUGGAGAUGAGCCUGGAAGCACACAUGUUUGCCUCCCAGUGGUUCCUCACCCUCUUCACAGCCAAGUUCCCACUGCAUAUGGUGUUCCACAUCCUUGACCUGUACCUCAGUGAGGGUAAAGACGUGAUAUUCAAUGUUGCCAUGGCACUUUUGAAGCAUGCGAGGAAGGACCUGUUAGCUCUGGAUUUUGAGGGGGUCCUGAAAUAUUUCCGUGUUCAUCUGCCCAAGAGGUACAGAUCGGAUGACGCAGCCAAGGAGCUGGUGCAGACAGCAGCAGGCAUGAAGAUCAGUGCUAAGAAGCUGAAGAAGUACGAGAAGGAGUUCAUUUUGAUCAAGGAACAAGAGGAGGACCCCCUCGAGAGAUAUGAGAGAGAAAACAAGAAGCUGAUAGAAGCGAACAUGAGACUGGAACAGGAGAAUGACGAUUUGGCUCAUGAGCUGGUCACCUGUAAACUAAGCCUGAGGAGUGAAAUAGAUCAGUUGACAGAUAAAAGUGAAGCUUUAGAUAAGGAACUGCGUCAGUCUAACAGUACUCUUGUGGACACGGAAGAAGAAAAGAGGAGACUGGAGUUAGAAUCUGCCCAGCUGAAGGAGAUGUGUCGGCGUGAGCUGGAUCGAGCAGAAACAGAAAACAGUCGUAACGGAGCUAUCAUAGCAGACUACAAACAGAUAUGUUCCCAGCUGAGUGAGAGGCUGGAGAAACAACAGACAGCGGCCAGGGAGGAGCUCCAGAAAGUCAAGGACCAGGUAAAGUCCUGCGAGCUCUGCUCCAAACUGUUCAGUGUGGAGGGACGCAUCAAACUGAUCAGUUCCACAACCAACGAGGCUGAUGAAAACCCCACCCUGGGGGAACUGGAGAAGAGGGUGAGGGAUUUGGAGCUGGAGUUAGCGCAGACCAAACUGGCGCUGGUUGAGUCCGAGUGUAAGCUCCAGGACCAGACGCACCAGCUGAAUGCAGCCCUUUCAGAAAUACAAACAUCAAAGAACACAUGGUUCCAAAAGACUCUGUCAUCCAUCAAAGAGGCGGCCACAUCCAAGAAGGAAACGAAAGAGAGGCUGGGGUCAGAGGGCAGUUGAGGUCAGCGGGCUUGUCUUGUCUACAUAUCCUGUGGUUCUUGAACACCUUAGGACUUCACCUGUGUGAUCCCAAAUCUGGGUGGUCCUCUACACCUGUAUGAACCCAACACCUGGACCUGGCUUCAGCUUGUGGGAACUUCAUCCUUUUGUGACCCCUGGCCUUUGACCCUUGUGACCCCUGCCUUUGAGCUCUUCCUCAGCAUAUUUUACAUGCUGGCAUACUUUCUUUUCCUCAGUGCUGAUAUAAAUGUUGUCAGAGUGACAGUGACUUCAUGCUUUACCGAUACACUGUACUACUGUGUACUAUACAGGGAGCAUUUACCUGUUUUUACUCAGUUCUGAGGAUUCACAAACCAUCUGUUUCUGGGGAGGAAUUAGCUUGGAUGACCUUGUUUUAUUGAGAAUGACCUUGGCAUGUGGUGGAUGUCUACACCUUUGAUGAAACACCUUGACCUGCAACUGAUGGAUGACCUUGACCCAAGAUUCAUAACCCUUGACCUUGGACAGACCAUCAUGAUUUCUGAGGAUCAACCUGAAGAUUUCUGGCCUUGGACGUGAACAGUUCUGUGUCAUUUCUGGCUUAAUGGUUGCGUUCAGUUAGUGCUGUUCUUGUUUUAAGACUGA